This is a messenger RNA of Danio aesculapii, 1544 nucleotides long. RefSeq names its product gastrula zinc finger protein XlCGF8.2DB-like. The transcript has 3 exons. The record is from RefSeq and is a predicted model, not a curated record. Lineage: Eukaryota; Metazoa; Chordata; Actinopteri; Cypriniformes; Danionidae. Bases 47 to 1186 code for a protein of 379 amino acids.
GCAGAGAAAAACUGCUGAAGCGACUGAUCUCCACACUGUUAUAAAGAUGGCGUUUAUUAAAGAGGAGAGUGAAGAUGUGAAGAUUGAAGAAACAUUCACAGUCAAACAGGAAGAUCUGCAAGAACAAACAGACCUAAUUGAAGAGAAUGGAGGAAGGAAAGAGGAGGAACAUCAUGUCAAAAUUGAGGAAAACGCUCAUUCACAGUCUGAUGGUAUUUUGAAAAGGAGAGACAAGAAUCAUUUCACCUGCACCUGCACUCAGUGUGGAAAGAGUUUUGGAAGAAACGGCAAUCUUAGGAUUCACAUGAUGAUCCACACUGGAGAGAAACCAUUCACAUGCACUCAGUGUGGGAAGAGUUUCAGCCAAUUAUCCCACCUUAAUGAACACAUGAUGAUCCACACUGGAGAGAAGCCAUUCACAUGCACUCAGUGUGGGAAGAGUUUCAACAAAUCAUCAAACCUUAAUCAACACAUGAAAAUCCACACUGGAGAAAAACCAUUCACAUGCACUCAGUGUGGGAAGAGUUUCAACCAAUCAUCAUCCCUUAAUCAACACAUGAGGAUCCACACUGGAGAGAAACCAUUCACAUGCACUCAGUGUGGGAAGAGUUUCAGCCAAUUAUCCCACCUUAAUGAACACAUGAUGAUCCACACUGGAGAGAAGCCAUUCACAUGCACUCAGUGUGGGAAGAGUUUUAUCCGCUCAUCAUCCCUUAAUCUACACAUGAGGAUCCACACUGGAGAGAAACCGUUCACAUGCACUCAGUGUGGGAAGAGUUUUAACUGCUCAUCACACCUUAAUCACCACAUGAGGAUCCACACCGGAGAGAGACCAUUCACUUGCACUCAGUGUGGAAAGUGUUUUAUCCAAUCAUCAUCCCUUAAUCAACACAUGAGGAUCCACACUGGAGAGAAACCGUUCACAUGCACUCAGUGUGGGAAGAGUUUUAACUGCUCAUCACACCUUAAUCACCACAUGAGGAUCCACACUGGAGAGAGACCAUUCACUUGCACUCAGUGUGGAAAGUGUUUUAUCCAAUCAUCAUCCCUUAAUCAACACAUGAGGAUCCACACUGGAGAGAAACCAUUCACAUGCACUCAGUGUGGGAAGAGUUUCAGCCAAUCAUCAUCCCUUAAUCUACACAUGAGGAUCCACACUGGAGAGAAACCAAUUACUUGCACUUAAGCCGCGGUCACACUGGACUUUUCUCCCCAUAGACUUCCGUUCAUACGCAUGCGAAUGCGUCAGACCGGAAAUGCAAGUUUCGCAGUUCACUGCAUUGCAAAGUAACAAUAGAAACUGUUGCUUCCAGUCCUCAGCUUUUCAAUUCCACUUAAGGUCUCUGUGACCUCUGACCUAGUUUAGUGGCUCCUGAAAAUGGUUACAAAGAGACACACUGAACAUUCUUCAUGGCUAGAUGACAGUUGUAGCGCAGCAGUUCUGAAUGAAACAGCUCCUUUAAACUUUGACUUUUUGAGGGUUUGCAGAGCCAAUAGGAGAGGUGGAGGCAUCGCUGCCCUGUUUAAAGAUGUCUACGAGUGUA